AUGUCUGAUGUGACCAUAUGGGCCGGCCUAAUGCGACUUCAGGGCAUCAAUCCUGAUUGCCCAGUGCUUGUGCUUCCGCCAGGAUGGGUGCCGUCAUACCUCCAGUUGCCUGCAGCCAGCUCUCCUGCCUGUCCCAUCCUUUGGCCUGAAGAUGCUGCAGUUUGUGUUCUGCCCCUGCUUGCGGAUGGACAUUGGUCUGUCCUUGUCGUUUCCAAAGGACCCCCUGGACUUAACGGGGUCCAUUUUGACGGUAUCCCUGGACGCAACAGCGCUGUUGCUCAGAGCUUGUUGGAAAAGCUGGCCGGCACCUUCAGCAUGCCUGUUGGAGCUUUUACUUCCACUGCACAUUGGGUUCAGACCGACAGCCACUCCUGUGGAUUACUUGUCUUGGCACAUGUCGCUGCCUUUCUGCUGGGAGGGCCCUCCGAGCCUAUUUUGGCAGAUGCUGCCAGUUUCGUUGCACGUAUGCCCGGGCACACAGGCACGCUGUAUGGACAGGGAGGGUUGUCCGACACACAGGCCAAACAGUUAAAGGACAUGCUUGUUGAGAAAGGGGUCCCGGAGGCUCAGGUCUCGGAUAGGAUUCAGGCCGCUGUUGCCAAGAUUGGCGCAGGUCCCAUUGCACAAGGAUUCGCUGCCAACAAUCCCUGGCAAGCUUUGAAGACUGCUGGGUCUACUCCUGCUGCUUCAUUCCGUUGGGUGCGGCCUGAGGAACUCAAGGCACAUGCUGAGUUCAAAGCCAUGCAACAGUUUGGAGCAGCUGUAAGCAAGCCUAAAUCCAAGAAGUCCACUAAGCAAGCCAAAGGUCCCAAGCCACAGCUCCAGGUCGAUCCACAGGCAUUGCAGCUCGCACCAAGGUCCUUCAUCACCGAAGGCGGCGAGCCACUUGCUCAGCUCGGCUUUCAUGAAGUCAAAUCGCAAGCCCAGGGGGUUUCGUUUUGUACCGCGCAGCAACUCCUGCCAUUCGCGCAGCAUUUCCAAAGCCUUAGUGCUGAUGCCUUGGCCCUCGUGGCCACAUCAGAAAUCCCCUCCGAAAUGUGUUCUAUGUUACAGCUAGGGGGCGAGACCGUCCAACUUGCCUCCACCGACAUAGCAGAAGUCGAGAGUGUUGAUGUCAUUACAGGCCGGGUCUCUCUUUACAGAGACGAGCUCGCCGGAGGGUGGGAGAGUGUUGCGAAGGCCCCCAUCCGGGCGCUCAUUCAGCUCGUGCCUGCCCUCUCUCUAUGCAAAGACCCAGCUUGCAAGGGCGACUGUCAUCACUUUCACCCUUCCGUUGAAGAAAGUGUGGAAAACAUGCUGGCGGAUGUUUGGGCCCGACGCUUUUCAACUGCCGACGGCACUCGGGUUGAGGCAGGCAAAGCAGAGCUGUCCCAAGCACUGAUUCGUGUUCCCAGUUCCGCUCUUAAACACUUGCAGCGAGCUGUCACUCCUGGAUUCUACUUUGAACCCCGCUCCGGUGACGGGUACAGUGCACAUGCAGGUUUCUCUGUCAUCUGGCUGCCCGGCAAAGACAGGACCCAGGUGCUUCACAUUGCAAGAACGACCGAGAAGGUCGUCGCCAUCACACGCAUCUACAGGCGUUUCGGAGGUCGAGUCAGGGAGCCAGACGAACACGCCGUACAUGCCCAAUUGAAGCCAGAAGUUGAGUUUGUGAAGGUGCGCAUUGCAGCCCGAUACCGGCUGCAUCCCCUACCGCACGGGAUGCAGCGCAAACACCUGGUUGCCCUGCUCAAGCAGUGGGGCUGGGCCGCGCGUCCUUUGCAGGUUCUCAAAGUCGAUUCCGCAGGUUCUGCUUGGGAGGUCGGCUCCGAUACUGAGCCACCAGGGCAGGCGUUGGCUGCAGCAGGCAGCUAUGUUCUUGUCUCAAAGCUCCGGGACGCUUCGAGCCAAAAUCGUGCCUCUGGUGUUACGGCAACUGCACGCACAAAGAAGCACAUUCUCUAUGACGAUCCAGACACCAAGCCUGAUCCUGCGCAAGGCAGUGCUGAUCCCUGGCUCGGGGGACGCGAUCCCUGGUCAGCAUACAAGGCUCCACCUGGACUUCCUGCGCCUCCGGCCUCCACCACUGCCUCCAGUGCCGAAAGCAAAUUGCAACAGGCGCGAGGGGAAUUGCAAGAAUCCUUUCGUAAGCAGUUUGAGGAGUACACAAAUGCUCAGGCUAACAAGGUCAACCCAGACCAGGAAUGUAGGCUCCAAAAGCUUGAGGUUGGCAUGACAGAGCUACAUGAGCAGAACCACAAGUUCCAAGAUUGGUGCCAGAACCUGGGCGGCCAACUCAGCGCUCACUCCAAUCAAUUCGGUGAGGUGCAGCGUGCGGUUCAUGCUCAACAGGCCGAGGUUGGGCAACUCAGGUCCGAGUUCACCCAGGUUGUUGCAAGCAGUGUUUCCAACCUCCAACAAGACAUGUCUCGGCAGCUCUCCUCGCAGAUGCAGCAGAUUGAGAGUUUGUUGAGUAAGAAGCCUCGCACCGAGUGA
Messenger RNA from Symbiodinium pilosum, 2475 nucleotides. The record is from the annotation of a GenBank genome assembly. Lineage: Eukaryota; Dinophyceae; Suessiales; Symbiodiniaceae.